CCAUUUUCACAACAAACAACAAUGACUCUGAGCCCCCACGAUCAGCUUAUCCUGUCUGUUUAUAUUUUGACCUUCAUGACGGGGUUACCCACCAACAUCCUGGCCUUUUAUACCUUCUUCAUAAAAGUCUGCCGCAAACCAGCUCCCAUCGACAUCCUCCUUCUCAACCCGCUAAGCAACUUUAUAUUCUACUCCACCAUCUACAUCAGCACCUUGUUUCGAAUGGGAGUCAGUGUAGAGCGAUACCUUGGGGUGGCCUACCCUGUCCAGUACAAGAUGAAGUGCAAGCCCACGUACGCUAUCAUGGCAAGCUUGUUUUUCUGGGUCAUAUCGACCGCUCACUGCAGCAUCGUCUACAUCAUCCAGUACCAGAAACCAGGGAAUGGGACUUGGAAUGUUUCCACUUGCUAUGAGGAUUUCACAGAAGAGCAACUUGAUGUACUUCUUCUAGUCCGCUUUGACUCCUGCCUCAUCCUCUUCUACAUCCCCUUCCUCAUCACCUCCUUUUGCUACAUCAGUUUCAUCCGGAUCCUUCUCUCCCUGCCGAACAUCAGCCGUCGAAGGAAGCAGAGAGCCAUCGGGUUAGCUCUGGGGACACUGCUGGUCUUCAAUCUCUGCUUCUGCCCUUAUAACAUCUCCCACGUGGUGGGGUUUGUGAAAUGGCAAAGUCCCACGUGGCACGUGGAUGCUCUGCUUCCCAGCACCUUCUAUAAGAACUGA
This is a messenger RNA of Polyodon spathula (Mississippi paddlefish), 720 nucleotides long. Its product is annotated as free fatty acid receptor 2-like. Gene Ontology annotation, molecular function: G protein-coupled receptor activity. Gene Ontology annotation, biological process: cellular response to fatty acid; G protein-coupled receptor signaling pathway. The record is from RefSeq and is a predicted model, not a curated record. The transcript has a single exon. Gene Ontology annotation, cellular component: plasma membrane. Lineage: Eukaryota; Metazoa; Chordata; Actinopteri; Acipenseriformes; Polyodontidae. The coding region runs from base 22 to 720 and encodes 232 amino acids.